AAGGAACAGAAACAAAACCGAAUAAACCGGCAGUUUGGGAAAUGGCAGGCGGGUAGUUUGGGUUUUGUUCUUAAGGGGAGAGGAAGGCUCAGGAGAAGGCGCAUGCGCCAAUCUCUGUACGUGAAAGCGCUCAAUAAAGGCCUUAAUUAGGAGCAGGUCUGGUUGUGCCGCGACUCGCUUUUAAUUCUUCAUCUGGUUGGAGCCGUGCAGCUGCCUCGGUUCCCGCCGGCGUUUUUCCCAGGCGGCAGAGUGACGUUGAAGUGCCCACGGGAGUGCGGGGCAGGCAGAUGUUCCCCCGGGGGAGCUCUUCCGCGGGCGCCCCAGUUCCCGCUUGCGACAAUGAUCAAGAGUCUUAUGAAUGUCCAUUGUGUCAUCUUGUUUGUACUGACUACCCGGUUCUACAGGAACAUGUAGAAUUGCACUUGGAGGAAUCCAGUUUUUUAGAAGCAAGAAACUUGAGUGAUGUAGAUCUGGCACAGCGUAUCCAGAAUGAGGAAGUUAGACAGCAAAAAGAAGCAGCAAGACAAGAGAGAGAAGAUUUUCAAAAGCUGCAGAGACAAUAUGGCUUGGAUGGUUCUGGAGAUUACAAACAGCAGUUACUGAAGAACAUGGAAAAGGAAGUAGCUCAAGGAAGAAUGCAGCCAUCUGAGUAUCAUAAGAGGAAAGCUGACAUGAUGGAAUCUUUGGCCUUUGGCAUUGAUGAUGGAAAGACACGGACUUCAGGCAUUACUGAAAUGCUCAGCUGUUACUAUCAAAAUGAAAGUAAUGACAUAAAACAAGUUUGGCUUUCUGUAGGAGCGGAUCAUUUCCAUUGCUCUUUAGGAGACAGAGGCUGGGGUUGUGGUUAUAGGAACUUUCAGAUACUACUUUCUUCUCUCCUGAAGAACAGGAUCUAUCAAGACUGCUUAAAAGACCAUCUGUCAAUUCCAUGUAUUCCAAAAAUUCAGUUGUUGAUUGAAAAUUCCUGGAAAGAAGGUUUUGAUCCUCAAGGAGCUUCUCACUUUGACAACAGAUUACAGGGUACUAAGGCAUGGAUAGGAGCAUGUGAAAUUUAUUCACUUUUAACUUCUCUCAGUCUAAAGUGUCAAAUAAUUGAUUUUCACCAGCCAACGGACCCAUCAGGAAAGCACCCUCGUUUGUUUGAGUGGGUACUGAAUUACUACAAAACAGACAAGGAAAACACUGCAAAGGUAGUAUUUACCUCCAAACCUCCAAUCUACCUUCAACACCAAGGCCAUAGUCGUACUAUUAUUGGAAUAGAAGAAAGGAAGAACAAAAGCUUGUGUCUACUAAUACUUGAUCCAGGCUGUACCUCACAAGAAAUGCAAAAACUCUUAAAAGGCGUUGAUAGUAAAAGUCUGAAGUUGCUUCAGAGAUUUGUGACUGGUUUAAAACAUAAACAGUACCAAGUGGUGGCCAUAGAUGGUGUGCUGUCAGCAGAGGAAAAAGCCGCUCGUCGGCAGGCUUCUCAGCUCUUCGUAGCUCAAAGGAUUCCUUGAAGGAUGGAACAUUGCAACCUUUUUUUGUUUUUGUUUUGCAAAAGAUAUUUUGGUGCAUUCACAUGUAUUCCUGUGACAUAUUUAGUGUACUAAAUAUUGCAAAAUAAAUUUUGAAAAAGAA
Molecule: messenger RNA, 1620 nt
Organism: Eublepharis macularius
Lineage: Eukaryota; Metazoa; Chordata; Lepidosauria; Squamata; Eublepharidae
Gene: ZUP1
Product: zinc finger containing ubiquitin peptidase 1
Exons: 9
Coding region: 288-1499 (403 amino acids)
Source: RefSeq, a predicted model, not a curated record